This is a messenger RNA of Aspergillus calidoustus, 1338 nucleotides long. The record is from the annotation of a GenBank genome assembly. NCBI's taxonomy places the organism in Eukaryota, Fungi, Ascomycota, Eurotiomycetes, Eurotiales, Aspergillaceae.
AUGACACCAUUGAUGAACUUGAUCUUUUUCGAUGAUGCUACGUCAAGAUUUGUGAAAGGGCCUCGUAGCCGAGGUUCAGAUCUUGCAACCCAUGAUAAGACCUCUCAGCACGAAGACGAGGUAGCUGAAAGUGACGAGAAGAAAGACAAAAAGAGCGACGACGAGAAAGACGGGGAGAGAGACGAAGGCAACGACGACGAUGAUUGGGGCUUUGGUCAUGAUGGGGGUCUCUUCACGUGGAGUGGAAACAUGGGCAGCUAUGCUACGGCAGCCAUUCUGAUAAGUUUCUUCGAUUCGGCGAUGGAUGAGUACCUACAAGAUACAAAGUCUCGAGUACUCCCAAACGAGAUACUAACUACGAUCAUGGAGUGCUCGGAUCAUCAGACGUACUUGUCUCUUGCUAGAGCGUCUGCCAGUUGUCGAGACCUCUAUUACCGCAAGUUCAGACUGAGUGAUGUUUACGCUGUAAUUGAUCAGGAGAGCCAGGAAAAGGAGCUGUCGUCCAUAACUCUGGAGAAUCUCGAAUCGGGAGAGAGGAUUUCUGCGACUCUUUGCCAGGAAAGUGGCGUGUCACAUAAAGUGACCAAGAUGAGCCCUAUAAUAGGGUUCCGCACACCUCCCUAUCCGCAGACAACGGACAUGCCGGCUCAGGAGGCAUACACUUACUUGGCGCACCCUCGCGGGCCAGAGCCGGAGCGCCUUUUUCAACUGCCAAGUCACUCUUACCUUGGUUCUCUUGAAGAUACCUUUGGGCGCUAUAUUCUAGGGACAAUUCAAGGUAAGCUCCCCGAGAACUCUAGAUUCACACGCAUUGAUUCUGGGCAAUACCGAUGCCUCCUUCCGCAUGGCUAUCGAAUGUUGAAGAUGGAUAAGUUUUUCUGCAGCGGUCUGCAGAUAAUCCUCAGACCCGGAGGCCACAAAAGUGCAGAAGAAUGGACAAAGACAAUGAAGUUUGCAGUGAAAAAGCUCCACCAUCGGGAAAUAACUGGCGCCGACGGAUUUGGCUUUGCCAGGGGAGGAUGCCCUGUAAUCGUGGCCUUUGAGAGGCGCUUGAGGCUGUUCUACUACGUCAACAAGUGUGAUAGCCCAUCCGAGGUGGAUACUUCAACACCGCAUUGCGUCGAACUCGCAGAAAAAUGCACGGACGAAGACCCUAGCCGCCGACUUGUUGAACUCAUACCAGGUGAUGAGCCUGUGAGCCUGGACGAUCCGGGAUCCCGCGAGCAGUUCGAGAGCUGGAUCCUGUCCUUCUGUGCUCCUGGUGAGCAGCAAAUGACGGAGUGGGACCCUUUCACUGCCAAACAUACCGAGCUGAAGAGAACAAAGCGGGAGGCAUAG